AUGAUCAUCACUACGCACCUAUUCUCCCCAUCAACUCUUGGGCUUGUCAGCUUGCUGGCAUGUCUGUACGGCCUGUCUCUUGUCGCGUAUCGCCUCUUCUUUAGUCCCCUACGAAAGUUUCCAGGCCCUAAGCUCGCCGCGGCAACCUUUUGGUAUGAGUUCUACUACGAUGUCUACCUAGGUGGCCAGUACAGCUUCCAAAUCGGCAAGCUGCACGAGAGAUAUGGCCCGGUAGUCAGGAUCAACCCGUUCGAAAUCCACGUCCAGGUCCCUGAGUUCUACAACACUCUUUACAGCAGCACGAAGCACCGUCGAAACAAGUGGGCUUGGGCUAGCGGCGCUUUCGGUGUCGACCUGUCCACGUUCGGGUCUGAGCUGCAUGAAGCCCAUCGCCUGCGACGUUCAGCUAUUGCGCCGUUCUUUUCCAAGAACCGUGUCAGGAAGCUGGAGCCGAUGAUCCAGGACAGAGCAUUCGCGGUUCUCGGAAGACUCAAGGAGUUCUCGGCCAACGGCGAGGUCUUGAGACUGGACCAUGCCUUGACGGCGUACGCUACCGAUAUCAUCACGAACUAUGCAUUCGGACUGUGCAACGAUAGAGUCAACGCGCCAGACUUUGAUGGGGGCUUCCACACAGCUUGCCUUAGUGGAUGCCAACAGGUCUUCAUGUCCCGGCAGUUCCCCCUGCUCAAGGACAUCGUGAAGAUGAUUCCCGGCGCUUGGCUUCUCAAGUGGAGUCCGGCUAUCAACUCCUACUUUUCAAUGCAAAGAGAUAUCGGCAGGCUCAUCACCAAGAUUUGCCGCCAAGACCGCAGCGAGUGGCCGGAACUGGAACACCCAACUUUCUUCCACGAACUGCUGGACAGCAAGCUCCCCGAGAGCGAAAAGUCCAUCGCACGUUUGGCACAAGAAGGAGGUUCACUUCUCGGAGCUGGAACAGUCACCACGUCAUGGACCAUCACCUCGGGCGUCUUCCACCUCUUGCGCAACCCCCAAGUCCUCCACAAGCUCAAGACGGAGCUGACCGAAGCCUUACCCGCCAAUCUUGUCGCCUCCAACGACAAGAGCCUAAUCGCCGUUCUUGAAAACCUUCCCUAUCUGUCGGCGGUGACGCACGAGAUGGUUCGAGUAGGCCACGGACUCGUAUCACGAGCCGCGAGAAUCGCCCCUGAUGAGGAUUUAGUGGUCCCGGGAACCGACUUCGUGAUCCCCAGAAACACCCCGAUAUCCAUGACCCAUCUGCUUCUGAACCGAGACCCUAAACUGUUCGAGUCCCCAGAGCUCUUCCGACCUGAACGCUGGAUCGAGAACCCGGGGUUGUCCCAGUGGCAGUUUGGAUUCAGCAAGGGCGCUCGUGCUUGCUCUGGGCGUGAUCUGGCCAUCGCCGAGAUCCACCUCAUCAUCGGGGUACUGUUCCGAACGUAUGGGACAAAGGAGGUCAGAUUUGAGGACGAUAUCGGAUUCCUAGAGUUGUGGGAGACGGACGAAACGGAUGUGGAUUGCUCGGUGGACGCUAUGGUUCCACGACCCAAGACUGACUCCAAGGGCGUUCGCUGCAAGGUCCAUCCCUGGUAG
This is a messenger RNA of Colletotrichum karsti, 1572 nucleotides long. RefSeq lists its product as uncharacterized. The record is from RefSeq and is a predicted model, not a curated record. The transcript has 4 exons. Bases 1 to 1572 code for a protein of 523 amino acids. Gene Ontology annotation, molecular function: oxidoreductase activity, acting on paired donors, with incorporation or reduction of molecular oxygen; iron ion binding; heme binding. NCBI's taxonomy places the organism in Eukaryota, Fungi, Ascomycota, Sordariomycetes, Glomerellales, Glomerellaceae.